Leptopilina boulardi is the source of this 2093-nucleotide messenger RNA. RefSeq lists its product as uncharacterized. The transcript has 3 exons. NCBI's taxonomy places the organism in Eukaryota, Metazoa, Arthropoda, Insecta, Hymenoptera, Figitidae. Bases 177 to 743 code for a protein of 188 amino acids. The record is from RefSeq and is a predicted model, not a curated record.
ACUCCAACACGUCGUGUAGUCUCUUUUAACUGUCGGACGUGUUAGUACAUUUAUAUACAUAUAUAUUAUAUAUUUUUUCAUAUAUUUCCAAUAUAAAUUUCAGAUUUUGGAAAAUGAACAAUUCAUCUUGAUUUUUUCAUAAAGGGACUCGGACAAUUUUUGAAAAAAAAAAAACUAUGACUCAAUAUCAACAGGUUUCAGUGGAUCUGCUAAACAUGGUGUUUACUGCCUGCACAUAUUUGGCACUAGCAGGGGUAGCAUGGAUUUUUUUGAGGCUUCUUCAGGCUUGCUUUUGGCUUCCUAAACAUCUGAAAAAACAAAAUAAUGUUCAACAAAUGCUCCAAGACAAAGUGGAUAGUUAUGAAAAAUAUGUCAUGGAGUGUGAGGAAAAGGAGAAAUUAAUGGGCACCGAGGGUAAUGUGGAAAAAUCGUGUGAAAAAUCAUCUGAAAAUCCCGAUGGAAAUUCAAAUCAAGAGAAUCCUGAAGGUGAGAAACUCGAUGAGAAAACAAUGGCCGAAAGAUGGAAGGAGAGACGAGAGUGUCUUGAAAUGUUGAAACGUGAAUUGAAAAGGGUUCAAGAAGGUGGCGAUCCUUAUGAUUGGGAUCAUUUGCUCGAUGACACUGAUGAUGAGGAGAAAAAAGAAACAAACAACACUGAAACGAAAAACGAUGAAGAAGCAAGUAUUGAAAAUUUAAAAAAAGAUGAAGAAAUUCUCCCUGUUGAGGAGAAGAAAGAAAAAUAGAAAAAAAAGUAACAAAGGUCUGUAAACUUCUGUGAUUUUAAUUCUAUUUUGAAACAAGCAGAAAAUUGCGAUAAAAUUAUCCAGAAGUUGAAAUUUAAUCAAAAAAUUAAAUUUACCAAAAAGAAAGAGAAAUGAAAAAUAUUUCUCACAGUGCCUAAGUCUUGCGAUUUUAAUUUUUUUUUUUAAUUAUCUUGAAAAUAAUUUGAAAAACAAAUUUUUUCACUUUAUUGAAGAAAUUUAAUAUUUCUUUCAACUAUUAUAAAGCAAACAGUGAUAAAAACAAAAAGUACAAAAGUUCAAGUAUUGUAAAAUAUAUAGUAUCUCUUUACAUUUAAACAACGAAUUCAAUCAACAAAAAUUAAUUAACGAAUUCGAUGACAUAACUUAACAUUCAAAUUGUUUUUUCUUUUAAUUUUUAAAAUUAAUCUAAAGGCUCAUAAAAUAUUUUUUAAUUUUUUAACGUAAAAUCUUUAUCAUUAGUAUUUAAAGGAUUAAAAUUAAAAUCAAAAGCUAAUUAGCUUAGAAAUUAAAUAUAAUUUAUUUUUAAUUUAUUAGCAAAACAAUCUAUAAAUAAUUUAUAAUAAUAAUUAAUAAAUAAAUAAUUAUUUAUUAGUUAUUGAUUAUUAUUGGCAACUUAUUAUUAGAUAAAUAUUAAUUUUUAGCAACUUAAUAAAUAAUUAUUAAUAUUAAUGAUGGAAAAUUUUUCUAAGCACAGAUUUUUCUGCCAAUAUAUGUAACAAAUUAAUAUUAGAUAUAUUUAAUUCGAAUAUGUUAUGUGGAGAAAUUAAUUUUCGAAUCUUGGAGUUCAAUGCGCAUUUCACUACAAGUGCCUUUCCACAUAUAAUAAUUAUUUAAAUGAGAAACAAAAAUAAUAAUAAUAAUAAUAAGUGCACCUUGUGAAAUAUUAUGGGUGUUCUUUUAAGCACGUGAUAUGAAUAGAUUUUAGAUGAGCCUAAAAAAAAAAAGUAUUAAUUGAAAGUAUACGUUUGUACAGUAAACAAUCAUUACGAUAGUCUUCAAUUGGAAAAAAAAAGAAAUCAAUUUAACGUCUUCGGUUAAUACUCUAUUUUUAUAGAAAAAUUAUCAUCUUCAGAAUUUUUAUUGUAAAACGUUAUUUGCAGCAGUGCUGCAUUCAUAUAGAAUUUGUAGAUUUAACUACAUACAUAGAAACAUUUUAUUUAUGACAGAUAUAUUUAUUUCUUCAUAGCAGAUAAAUUUAUUUAUUAAAACAAAUAUAAAUAUAUUUAUGUCCUUAGAAUUUAUUCAUAAUAAUAAUAAUAUUCUUAUUGUAAUCAUUGAAAUAUGAGACAAAAUUUUAAAUUUAUUCCCAAAACAAUUUUUCUUAUUGAA